This is a messenger RNA of Zygosaccharomyces rouxii, 1260 nucleotides long. It is a transcript of the gene ABZ2, whose product is annotated as aminodeoxychorismate lyase ABZ2. The transcript has a single exon. The record is from RefSeq and is a predicted model, not a curated record. NCBI's taxonomy places the organism in Eukaryota, Fungi, Ascomycota, Saccharomycetes, Saccharomycetales, Saccharomycetaceae. Gene Ontology annotation, molecular function: catalytic activity. The coding region runs from base 1 to 1260 and encodes 419 amino acids.
AUGAGGCCAAAGAGAAAUAAUGGCUCCAAGAAGGAAUUAAGUGCUGGUGAACAAAAGAUUUUAGAUACCAUUCAGCAAGACAUAAUUGGACGUUACUUUGAACCUGCUAUUGGGACCGGAGGCUUUGAAAUAUUAUCUACCCUACGUUAUGAUCCUUCAUUCACCCAUCUGUUCCCAGAACAGCAUCACCAACACCAUAGUCAAUCGCAAAAUGACCAAGAAGCUGCCAAAUUGAAUGAAAUCGAUACCAGAUUACAGACCAUGGAUUAUAACGACAACAAUUUAUUCGCAUUGCCAGAGGAAACUGAUAGUGGUAAAUUCGAAGAGUACAUCGGUGGUAUAAAUGACAGUAGUAGUACCACAGGUGAUAUAUCGCUAAUGUCUCUAAUGAAUGAAUGCAUGGGAACCCAAGGCUCAAGUCCACCUGAAACAACUUUAACAGGUUCAACACCAUCAGAGGAAGAGCUCUAUCCGAUUUUUUACCAACGAUUUUUGCUAUUGGGAGAACAUUUUAAACGUUUAAACCUUUCGCUAGAGUUCUUCAAAUGGGGGUUUCAAGUGCCCAUUGAUCUAUUACUAGAGAAUCUAAUACGAGCUAUACCUGACUAUCAUGAAGUGGAAGAUAUACGAGAAAAGAUGCGUCUAUUGAUCGAAGUACGUAACUGCUACAAAAUGAGAGUUUUAAUCUACGACAGCGGUAAGAUGAGAGUGGAAGCUCAUCCCAUACCAUUACCGCCACCACCUGCUUCACCGACAGAUUUCACACUUUCCACAACCCAUUACUUCAUAUCCAAUAUUUUAGGUGGAUUUAUACCUAAUAUUCCUUCCAACUGGGAUGUAUUCGUUGAUACAGAACCCACCAAGAUAUCACCGUUCACUACCUUCAAAACUACUUACCGCCAACCUUACAGUGCAGCUAGACAGAGAAUGACACAAUUGGCAGAAAAAUAUGGAACUAACAAAAAAUGUGAAAUUUUGGUUUAUAACGAUACAUUUCAACUGAUGGAGGGGUCCAUUAGUAGUGUGGCUGUCAUUAGAUACAAAGAAGAUGAUCCAACUCAAUUCAGAUUCAUUACUCCACCGUUGGCAAGUGGUUGUCUCUGCGGGACAAUGAGACGUUACUUGCUGAAAAAGGGACUGAUAGAUGAACAUCCCAUUGACGUUCGUGAUCUAUGUGAUGGUGAACAAGUCAUUCUUCUGAACGGUGUGAUGGGUUGUGUCAAAGGGACUAUUAGACAGUCAUAUCAAAAACCUACAUAA